Molecule: messenger RNA, 2190 nt
Organism: Strongyloides ratti
Lineage: Eukaryota; Metazoa; Nematoda; Chromadorea; Rhabditida; Strongyloididae
Product: Zinc finger, C2H2 domain and Zinc finger, C2H2-like domain-containing protein
Exons: 1
Coding region: 1-2190 (729 amino acids)
Source: RefSeq, a predicted model, not a curated record
AUGAGUGCACUUACACUAGAAUCUCUUGUACAACAAGUUGGUUCAUCAACGACAUCACAAGCGGAAGUGUUACGAAAUAUACUUGCUGCUGCAGCUUUUGAAUCAUCAACAUCUACAGAUAACUCACCUUCAAAAAAAGAUACAGCUACCACCUCUUCAGUAUCUUCAACAGGUUCAUCAUCAUCUGAUUUUAUUAAUUCAUCAUCAUUGGGUGGAGCUAAAAUGGAAACUGAUGUGACGGGAAAUGAUUGUAAUAAAAAUGUUAAUUACGCCGAAAUAUGGAAUAGAGCAGUAAAUUCUUCUGGUGGAAAUAAGGAAGAUUUUAAAAACCUUUCUCUUGAACAAUCUUUUUUAACAACUGGUGUUAAUGGGCUUCCAAUAAUGAAUCUUAAAUGUACAGAAUGUGGUGUUGUUAAAACAACAUCGGAAGAUUUAGAAAUUCAUAUUAAAGUGGAACAUUUAAAUUGGCUUCCUUUUGAAUGCCCAUUAUGUAAAAUAUCACGUCCUAGUGAUAAUCAAAUGCGUGAACAUAUACAUUCAUCUCAUCGUCAAAAUACAACUAAAUUUCAAUACUUAGAUAAUGAAACAGCUAAAAGAACUUUACAAUUAAUGAUGGAUAAAGCGCAUUUAGCUGCUGCUUCUUCUUCUUCAUCAUCAUCCUCAUCUUCUUUAUUAAAAAGUAAUAUUAAUAAAGUAUCUGUUAAUGAUUGUGAAAAUUUAUCACAAAAAUCUUCCAACAAAAGAACAUUAGUUGAUAAUUUAUUAUUUUCUAAACUAGCACCUGCUUUAAACGGUUGUACAGCAUCUCUCUCACCUACAUCAUCACCUAAUUCACCAGCUGCUUCAUCAACAACGACAACAACUAGUAACACUAAUUUAUUACAAUUACCAAUUUCAAGAAAACGACCUGCAACUAGUACUACAACAUCAUCAUCCUCCUCAUCUACAACAACAAAUAAUGAUAUUUAUACUACAGAGUCUUUCUUAGCACAAUUACAAAAAAAUACAUCAAAAAAUAAUGAUAUAAAUUUAAAAAAUGAUGAUGACAAAGAACAUCGUGAAAAUGAAAUUCAAACAUCUAAUAAUGAAAUUGAUUUUAGUAUUCAAUUAGCAAAUCUUUUUGGUUCAUUAAAAAAAGAUAACUUAUUAUGUAAAAUGGAAAAAGAGACAAGUCCAAUAGAUAGUACAAGUAAUACAUUAAAUUUAACAGCUCUCCUAAAUAGUUCUGUCGCAAAUUUGGAUGCAGAAGAAAAUAAAAGAUCAAAGAUUAUGGCAAAAAAACGUGUCCUUGGAUUAUGUUCUAGAUGCCAAAAACCUGUAACAGCUGGAAGUAGACAGGUCCAUAUAUUUUACCAUUUAGGAAAAGAUUAUUCUAUGUAUCGUUUUCAAUGUCUAUAUCCUAAUUGUACUGUUGCACAUUAUCGUAAAGAUCAAUUAGAAGCUCAUCAUAUCAAAGCACAUGGUGGUAUUAAUCCAUCAAUGCUUGAAGAUCGUUCACAAGAACUUAAUGCAGCAUGUCAAGAAUUGUCAAUGGAACUAUUAGGGACAACAAAUAAUAAUCCUGGACCAACAGCUGCUGAGGCACAAGUUAUUUUUGAAGCUUUACAAAAAGAAGCCGUUGAACAGAUGAGUAAAAAAAAGAAACGUAAAAAAAGUGAUGGUAAAACAUUACUUCCUAAGAUGAUGUUAAAUUCAAUGGGAAGAGAGGAUGGUCCACAUUCAGAGAUGAUAGAAUGUCGAAUUUGUGAUAAAUUUAUUCUUGCUAAAAUUAAAGGAUUUCAUGUUCUAUGGCAUAUAACAAAAGAUAAAGGUAUUCCAAGAUAUGCAUGUAAAGUUUGUAAUUAUAAACAUGAUCGUUCAUUAAAUGUUAAUAAUCAUGCUAAAGCUGCACAUGGUAUGGAAGAUUGUUGUGAGGAUAUGAUGGUAAAACAUGCUCAUUUAGUUAAAGAAAUGAGUGAAGAAUGUUUUGGAUCAAUGGUUUUAAGUUUUAAUGGUGGUUUUACAAAUAAUGCAGAAGCACGAAAAAAAUCUCAUAAAAAUCAUGAGAUAACAGAUAGAGAAAAUAAAGCGGUAAAUGGUACUACUAAUCAUAGUAACAAUAAUGAUAACGAAAGUGAUAACGGACACGAUGAUGAUAGUGAAAAUGGUACAGAUAGCGACAAUAACAACGAAAAUGAGGAUGAUGAAUAA